AUGGAAUCGAACAAUACUACAAAUCCUCAACACAUGAGUACCUUUACCGAGAAUAUCUCUCUAUUUAAUGGUAUUUUCAUCGUUCCAACUAUUUUAGGUAUUUUGGGCAAUUCGCUUGUAUUUCGUACUAUCUAUACCUGGGAUAAAUAUUAUACACCAACCUAUAUCUUGAUGGCGAAUAUGGCUAUAUCUGAUCUCAUUACUUUGGUGGCAUCAUUGGCUUACUCUAUCGCUAGUAUCCUCAGUUGGCUAUUCAAUGCUUCAUUAUCAUCAUGGCCAAUUACUUGUCGGGUGCUAUCCUAUCUUAUUACCGCAUUUCAUGGGGUAUCAAGUUUAAGCUUAACAGCAAUUAGUUACGAUCGUUUUAAUACCAUCGUUCAGGCGUCUUUAGAUCAAUGUCCACCUUUUUUCCGUCGAAAAAAAGCUUUAUCAAUUGUUUUGAGCUCAAUUUGGAUAGCUGGUAUGACUUUAGCGCUUCCUUAUCCGUGGAUUAUCACAAUUGAUUCGCGACUGCCGUAUAUUUGCGAGAUGGGCCAAAUUAUUAAUACGGCUAAUCUUGUUCUUUAUAGCAUUAGUUGUUUAUUCUCCACAUUUUUACCGUCUUUAAUCAUUGUCAUUUUGUAUAUUAAAGUUGUUUUGUUUAUACACCGAAAGUGGCGUGUCUCGUCAUCUCUUUCAGCAAAGUAUAGCAAGGAUGAAGAGAAUAAGAAAAAAGAUGUUCUGAAAAUGCUUAUAGUUACUACCACUAUAGCAAUAAUUUUUACACUUCCCCAUAUUUUUGUCUACGUAAUAGCGACUGUAUUUAAUUCGACAUUGUCCAAUGUUAUCAUUACAUUACCACUCUAUCUUCGAUACUUGCUCUAUUUUACAUAUAAAUUUAGUGUGAUGGCUUGCGCCCAUAGUCCACUAAUUUAUAGCUUGAUGAAUCGUAAAUUUCGUCAAGAUAUGAAAAUAACUUUUCGACAAAGUUGUAAUAGUUCAACUUCCUUAAACGCAAAAACAUCUCAUAAAGUAGGAGUUACAACCGUGGUAACUACUUGCGAUGAUUAUGUCAGUCGUCAAAACUUUCGAUAUCUUGAUUCUGUCGAAAUGAUGGAAAAAAUUGACCCCCUUUAA
Messenger RNA from Trichoplax adhaerens, 1116 nucleotides. RefSeq lists its product as uncharacterized. The transcript has 2 exons. Gene Ontology annotation, cellular component: membrane. Lineage: Eukaryota; Metazoa; Placozoa; Uniplacotomia; Trichoplacea; Trichoplacidae. Gene Ontology annotation, molecular function: G protein-coupled receptor activity. Bases 1 to 1116 code for a protein of 371 amino acids. Gene Ontology annotation, biological process: G protein-coupled receptor signaling pathway. The record is from RefSeq and is a predicted model, not a curated record.